Messenger RNA from Darwinula stevensoni, 1380 nucleotides. NCBI's taxonomy places the organism in Eukaryota, Metazoa, Arthropoda, Ostracoda, Podocopida, Darwinulidae. The record is from the annotation of a GenBank genome assembly.
AUGGUGGUGAACGGAAAUUACGAUUAUGCUUCGGUGAUACGGCUCAGCUACAAGUUCUACGAAGCCCAAAGAGCAGGGGAGUUACCCGACGACGAUAUCCCGUGGAGAAAGAGUUCUUUCCUCGAUGACGGAAGCGACAAUGGAAUCGACUUGGUCGGUGGAUAUUUUGACGCUGGAGACUACGUGAAAUUCGGUUUCCCGAUGGCAUUUACGACCACCGUCCUGGCCUGGGGGAUGAUCGAAUACGCGAAUGCCUACGACAGUGCUGGCCUCUCCGAGGAAGGGAGGGAGCAACUUCGAUGGGCCACUGAUUACUUCAUCAAGGCUCAUCCAUCGGAAAAGAAGUUCUUCGGUCAAGUCGGGAAUGGAGAAAUCGAUCAUUCGUAUUGGGGUCGACCCGAGGAUUGGCCCUCCACCGAGGAGAGACCAUCCUACUUCAUCGACGAAAGUUCUCCAGGAUCGGACUUGGCUGCGGAAACGGCUGCAGCCAUGGCGGCCAGUUCCAUGGUGUUCAGGGGAAGCGAUGACACCUAUGCGGACACUCUACUUUCGCAUGCCAGGGAACUCUAUGCCUUUGCCGACGAGAAUAGAGGCAUCUACUCCGACGCCAUCACCGAUGCCAGCGAAUUCUAUGGGUAUGGAGGUUGCGUUCGAUCGCAGGAAACGCUUGGGGUCGGGAAGAUGUCGAGCGGAUACGAGGACGAACUGACGUGGGCGGCGGCAUGGCUUUAUCGUGCGACAGGAGAAACGUCUUACUUGAAUGAUGCAGAGUCGAAGUACGUGGAGUUUGGGCAGGACGGCCAGCCGUCGGAGUUCUCUUGGGACGACAAGAAUGCUGGCGUUCAAGUACUUCUGGCGGAGAUAACAGGAAACGAGAAAUACAGUGUGGCAGUGGAAGCCUUCUGCAACUACGUGAUUAAUGAGGCUCCCAGGACUCCGAAAGGUCUCGUCUUCAUUCAGGAUUGGGGUUCACUUCCUAACGCAGCUAAUGUCGUAUUCAUCUGUCUCUUGGGGGCAGACAAGUUGGGGCUAAACCAGGAGGCAUACCGAAACUUUGCCACGCAGCAGAUCGAUUACAUAUUGGGAGACACCGGUUUCAGUUACGUCAUUGGAUUCGGGACAAAUUAUCCUCUACACCCUCACCAUGCUUCAAGUUCUUGUCCGACCGUGGAUGAAUGCGGAGGAUGUGAAUGCGAUUGGAGUUAUUUUGAGACGCCGAAUCCGAAUCCUCAGAUCCUCGAAGGGGCUCUCAUCGGCGGGCCCGACAUCAAUGACGAUUUCCAGGACGAUCGUUCCGAUUUCAACCAGAAUGAGGUUGCCCUCGAUUAUAAUGCAGCCUUCCAAGGAGCUCUUGCCGGCCUCAUCGUUUCUAGCCAAUGA